UUGUGUCGUGUGUGUGUGUGUGUGUGUGCAUCUGUCUGUCUUUCAGGAUGAGGUGGAUAGUCAGAACCCAGUGUUAAGAGACAACCAUCAGCUCCUUGAAGAAGUGAAAGGGUGGCUCAAAGACCAGAAGGUGCAGGAAAUUUUUAUGCAAGGUCCCUAUUCAUUGAAUGGCUACCGUGUGCGUGUGUACAGACAAGACUCGGCCACCCAGUGGUUUACUGGCAUCAUUACACACCACGACCUCUUCAGUCGAAACAUGGUCGUUAUGAAUGACCAGGUGCUAGAGCCUCAAAACGUGGAUCCGUCUAUGGUCCAGAUGACCUUUCUUGAUGACGUGGUCCACUCCCUGCUGAAAGGAGAAAACAUUGGCAUCACUUCCAGACGAAGGUCACGAUCCAGCCAGAACAACAAUUCUGCCCACAUGGCAGGAGGGAGACCCGGCGGGACCACUGGCAACACUCAGAGUCACUACACGCGAGCUCAAGCUAACAGCCCCCGCCCUAUCAUGACCUCAUCAGGCCCAAACCCAAAAGGUUCCCAGGGGACGCUGGCUUCCCAGCAGCAGAGCCAAUCACAGCCAAGCCAGCAGCCAGCUAGCCAAUCACACAACUCGCCCGUUGGCAGUGGUCGGGAGCAGAGAGAGCAGCGCAGCUCUCGCUCUUCCAGAAGGAAAGGAUCGGAUAGCAGUGUUCCAGAGGAGGACAAGGACAGAAGAGAAGAGACCACCAGAGACUCCAAGUCAAAGGCCAAGCAGGCAGUGAACAAACGCAGGAAGGGUGAGGAAGAUGAGAAGAAGGCAGGUCUGAAGAGGCUCAAAACUGACAUGGCUUCUGAUCUGUCAGAGAGUAGCGACUCAGAAAACCCACACAAGAGGACUGCCCACUUCUCGUGCUCCUCUUCCUCCUCAUCGUCUUCGUCGUCCUCCUCCUCUUCUUCUUCCUCCUCCUCAGAGCCCAACUCUGAGAAUGAGCUGAAGACGAGCAGCAGUGACGUCAAACCAAGUGGUGUUUCCAAAAAGGAGGAGGAUGAGAAGCCGCUGAUGCAGGGCACCAAAAUGAAUGAUUCCUCGUCUCUCAUUGGUCGCCUGUCUCCAUGGGUGGAGCUUCAAGCAACAGAGGACAGCAAGAAGGGUGUGGUUAAGGAAACAGGCAAAAUGAUAACGAAGGAGGAGGAGGAAUUGGUCGCAGUAACACAGAUCACCCAGUCUCCACGGCAACAGACUCAGCUGAUGUCUGACACCGUCCAGGGCGCCAUUAUGGACAGCAGUAAAAACACUUUGAAAGUGUCAUCUCGAUCCCAGACGCCGUCGCUGUCCCUCCACGGUGGCAGUGUAAUCGACAUUACAGACGAUGCCCAGGCAACAGUGCACCAGGAGAGUUCGGAGGCAGUGUCAGCGCUGCUUGCAUCGCAGAAGGCUGAGUCCACGUCACUCUCACCUUACCUCCCCCUGAACCCCUCCCCCGUCUCCUCGCCUCCCGUCCCUCCAUCUCCCUCUCCAUCAGAAGGGGGCCGCAGGAUGGAUAUUGAACCUCCCAUACAGCAGCAGCAGCAGCAGGGCAUUAUGGGAGGUGGUAUUACAGCUGUCAGGAGCUUAGGCAAAAUAGAGUUUGCUCCCUCUGAGGUCAUCAGGCCUGUCACAUCGAUGGCUGAAAAUGUGGUGCUGGUGGAGAAGGAGAAAACAGUCCUUCCUCAUCAUCAUCUUUUUCAUCACCAUCAACAGCAGCAAUAUCAGCAGCACACACAGCAGCAGCAACACUACACAUCCCUCCACCCCAGCAUUAAGAGCCCGUCUCUGUCUGAGGAGACGCGAAAACACCCCCAACAGCCCCCCCACAAGAUAAACACCCUCCUCCCCCCUGACUUAGCCAAAUCCAAAAUGAGCCCCAACCCAAACCCCAACCCAGGUCAGCUCGACUCCUUGAAACAGAAACACCCUAAUAACUCUCAAUGCCAUCCCUACCCCAACACAAACCCAGCUGACCUUCUCAAGGCUAAACCCCACCCAAGCCUCCUGGACAUCUCCAAACCUAAACCCAACACUUCCCCAGAGGUCUCUAAACAUAAAAUACCGAGGUACUGUGAUACCUCCCCACCUCCGGCAUGCCGUUUGUCCGCUAAAAUAGAAAUAGCAGAACCUCCACGGUCUGGUUUCAAGCCGGUGCGGUUGGAGUCAGGCAGCAUCAGCACGAGCAGCAGCAGCACAAAGAGCCCCCUGAUCAUCGAUAAGAACGAGACCUUCACUGUUUACAGAGACCCAGCACUGGUACGCUCAGACGCAGAGAACUCUGCCUCAGCCACCGUCUCCUCCAACCACGUUGCAGCCUAUCUCCAUUCCCACCUGCACACCCUCCACUCCACCUCCCCUCACUCCCCCUGCCUCAACCCCACAUCCCACCCUCACGCUGCCUCUCACCUCCUUGCCCCUCCUCACACCUCUGCCCUACCUCACCCACACCUUUUACCCCCCGGGGUGCUCCCAGCAAUGCCUCCUUCAGCAGCCUCUCUCCUCGGAGGCCACCCUCGGCUUGACUCCCCCAGCGGGUUGGGCCACCUCAGCCUGCAUCAUCCAGCAGACGUACACCAGCAGCAGUUCCUACAGGGUCAAGGUCCCCCUCCACCCCCUCUACUAGCCCAGGCUCACAGUGGGGCAGCAGGGCUUGGUCUGUACCCCAUCCUCUGGCAGUACCCCAAUGGAACACCAACCUCCUACCCCACAGGGCUCAACCUGCCCCCUACAGCUAAGUGGGUCCACCCUGAAAAUCCUGUCACCGUGAAUUCCGAGGCCUCUCUCAGGAGGGAUGCAGUUCAGGCAGCAGACCGAGCCAGUAAAUACAAAGAGGAGAAUCGUCAAAUCCUCAAAGAGAGCAUCGAGGUCGCUCCCUUCACUGCUAAGAUCCAGCGCUCCAGUGACCCAGGGAUGGACAGGGACAGAGAGAGAAGUAGGGACCCAGCCUUCCCUGUCCGGAUACCGGCUCUCGCAUCCCCAAGCCCCAAGGCCGGCCACACCCAUCCCCAUGUCAUCCAGUCAGAAAAGAGCAAUUAUUUCACCACACUGUCCAACAGUGUAGUAAACGAGCCUCCAAGACUUUACCCUUCCAAGGAGCUCAGCUCUUAUUAUGAGAAAGUGUCCACUGGAGGUCCAGGGGUUGUGGCCGGUGUCGGGGCCUCUGUGCCAAGCCAGGGGGCUCUGUCCCUGGGCAGCUACAGCUCCAAAGCCUCUCUCUCCAAGCCCCCUCCCCUCAUUAAGCACCAGCCAGAGGGGGGAGAGGGUUUAGCAGGGAAAAUCACAGAGCAGCUCAGCCAGCAGGUGACACUAGUCCAACAGCAACAUCAGCACCAUGCAGGUAUGGACAGGAUAGAACGCCGCAGCCCUGCCAUUUCUCCUUCAUCCUCUUCCUCUUCCUCUUUCUCCUCAGCCCCCAACCACCAUCAUCAUCACCACCACCAUCAACAGCAGCAACAACACCAGCUCAGGGCAAUGCCAUCUCUCCACCGAGCGCCUGUCUUCCAUCCACCCACACAGCACGCACUGGAGCGCAAAGAGGCUGCAGAGCGGGAGAAGGAAAGAGAACGAGAGAGGGAGAGAGCAGGUUAUGGACGCCUGUCUCCACCCACACUCACACCCAUCCAGCCAGUUAGCUUAGCAGCAGCUGGUAGCAAGACAUUAGCAGAGCAGCAGAAGCCCCCCACACUGCUGCCAGAACUCAGGGACAUCAAAGGUCAUGGAAACACUGCCGCUGUCACCUCUGGGGCCUCGGCCAUCAGUGGGGAGAUUAUGACUUCAUCUGCAGAUGGUUGGAGAGGUAUGAUUCAGGAAAGAGGAGGCUCAUUCUCUGGAGAGAAAGGAGCGCCAAGGGACAAGCCUCAAUCCGCAAUGGCAUCAGUCAUUGUACGUCCAUCGUCAUCUAUUAAGUAUGAUAGUCCGGUUGGUGCUAACAAAUAUGGUGCUAUGAUCCAUAAGGAGUUUCCCCAAGGAGGGUUCUACCCCUCCAAGGUUCAGGGGGAAUGUAGACUAGGGGAGAGUGUUAGAGAACCUGGAGCUGGCAGGGUUAUCCAACCCAACUCCAACCUGGAUGACAUGUGUGUCCAGUAUAAAAAGACUAUGCGUGGCAUGCAGGGAACUAUAGGAGCCGGUACCAUAAACUCUGUGUGCAGGACAGCCGUUUCAGCUUUUGGCAUACAGAUUAAAAGUGGGACAUCCAUCCCUGAGCUGGGCUACUCAGUCUCAGCACGAGGAGAGAUUUCAGCCCAUAAAACUGGCAUUGGUGGCAGGGUACUGAGCCACUUAGGACCAGGAGAGCACCAGGAGGGAUUAGGCUCACGCACCAUAUCUCCAAGUGGGUCUCUGCCUCCCCCUAGUCCAGCAGGGACACCCCAGCCCAGUCCAUGCCUCACCCCAACACCUAGCUCCAUUUCAGGCUCCAACCAGCCUUACUCCUCCUCUUUUGUCCACCUUAAGAAGCACAAAGCUGCAUUGGCCGCAGCCCAGUCCAGAAGCAACUUCUCCACUGCUCGCACAUCCAUCGCAGCUGGAAACUCCUCCCUUACUGUGGAUUCAGUUGACAAAACUCCCAUUCACAACUCGCCCCCACCACCCUCCUCCAGCCAAGCCUCAUCAUCCUCAGUUGACAGCGGUAACAGCAGCUCGGCAAGCGGGAGCACAACACCAGGAAAGUCCAGUCCCCUGCCUAACGGCCAUACCUCUGGUUCAGCCUCUGCGAGCAGCGGGCAGCCUAAUAACUACCACAAGCUGAAGAAAGCCUGGUUAACCCGGCACUCAGAGGAGGACAGGAACACAACUGCUACUCUGAGCUCCACUAGUUCUAAACCAGAGAGAGUACUUAGCACCACCACUAGCACAAGUAACACAGCAGCCAUGUCAGAUAUGAUCAAGCCCUGCACAGUCAAUCUCAGCGCCUCCACUUCCAGUGAGGUGGAGAUGAGCAAAGACAGUGGAAGCAAAGCUGAGAGAGAGAGGCACCCAGAGGAGAAAGUGGGAGGAGCAGCAGGAGGAGGGGAGGAGAGGAAAACAGCACCUUCAUCAAGACGAGGGAACAAACGAACAUAUGAGUCUGGUUCGGAGAGUGUGGGAGAUGACUCUGACGCCAGUGAGAGCAAAAUGGAGGGCCGAGCUAAGCGUCAGCCUAAACCAACCUACAAGAAAAAACAGAAUGAUAUGGCCAAGAAGAAAGGAGACAAUGAAAAGGAGGAAGAUGACGUAAAACCCAAUGGCAUCUUCAGAUCAGCUCGAGAGAAGACUAAACUCAAGCUGGCCAGCAGCAAUGGGAUCCCCCGCUCUGUCCUGAAGGACUGGAGGAAGGUGAAGAAGCUGAAGCAGACGGGAGAAUCUUUCCUGCAGGAUGACUCGUGUUCAGAAAUAGGACCCAACCUGCAGAAGUGUCGGGAGUGCAGGGUGGUCCGCAACAAGAAGGGCGAGGAGCCGGCACAUUCCCCCGUCUUCUGUCGCUUCUACUAUUUCAGACGGCUUUCCUACAGUAAAAAUGGAGUCAUCCGGAUGGAUGGUUUCUCCACUCCAGACCAGUUUGAUGAUGAAGCCCUGGCCCUGUGGGUCCCUGGGGUGAUGGAGGAGAGCCACCUGGAUCAAACCACAGCCAAGUACAUCCUCAGCUUCAUAGGAGACAAGUUCUGUCAGAUGUCUGUGACUGAAAAUACUGCAGCUACCUGGGUCAAGAAGGAUGCCAAGCUUGCGUGGAAGAGAGCAGUGAGGGGGGUGAGGGAGAUGUGUGAUGCCUGCGAGGCAACACUCUUCAAUAUCCACUGGGUCUGUCAGAAAUGUGGUUUUGUUGUCUGCUUGGACUGCUACAAGGCGAAGGAAAGAAGGAGCUCCAAAGAUAAAGAACUAUAUGGUUGGCUGAAGUGUGUGAAAGGCCAACCCCACGAUCACAAACACCUGAUGCCAACACAGAUCAUACCUGGCACAGUGCUGACAGAGUUAGUGACUUCCAUGCACUCUCUGAGAGAAAAAUACAACAUCAGAUCGCACUGCCCCUGCACCAACAAACAGAACCUCCUUACCAAACUACCAGCCACCAACGGAGUCUCACAGGUCCUGCAGAAUGUCCUGAACCACAGUAACAAGCUGUCCCUGGUGAAAACUGAGCUGGGCUCUCAGCAGAACUCUGACCAAGGAGGAACCAAGGCAGAAACUAACGGAGGAGGUGGCAGAGGAAGCAGUCCUGGCAGCGAUGCAGGAAGUGCUCCUGUCACCCCACCAGAGUCCCAGUCACCUCUACACUUCCUGGCUGACUUGGCAGAGCAGAAAUCCAGGGAGGAGAAAAAAGAAAACAAGGAGUUAUUGCUGCUGGGUAAAUCAGUAAAGGAAGACAAGGAUGGGGACAGCCUGGAGGUCCUGCAGCAGUGUAAAACCACCUCACUGGUGGCUAACAGUACAGAGCAGGGCUCCACACUCAGAGAUCUGCUCACCACCACAGCAGGGAAGCUGAAGCUGGGCUCCACUGAUGCAGGAAUCGCCUUUGCACCAGUCUACUCUAAUGCUUCACAGACUGGAAAAGGUGGGCGGACAAUGCCUAAUAUCCUCGAUGACAUCAUAGCCUCAGUAGUUGAGAAUAAAAUCCCCGCCAGCCGCCAGAACAUCAACACCAAACUGUCAAUCAAACAAGAGCCUGUCACCCCAGGCAACAACAACAACAACCCUGCCCCUGCUGUUACAGAGGACACCAAACCAGACAGGAAGAAGUCAGGGCCUGUUACUGCAGAAGUACCAGAAGAAUCAACCAAUCAGUAUCCAGAUAUUUCCCACUGCUGGUUGAACAACAAACGCUUACUGUGGCUCAAAGAUCACCGCAACCAGAACAACUGGAAGCUGUUCAGAGAGUGCUGGAAACAAGGACAGCCUGUGUUAGUGUCAGGAAUCCAUAAGCGACUGAAUGCCAGUCUGUGGAAAGCCGAAUCCUUCAACCAGGAGUUUGCAGACCACCAGGGAGACCUCCUCAACUGUAAAGACCAGGUGGUGUCCAACUCCGGGAUCAAGGAGUUCUGGGAUGGAUUUGAGGACAUCACCAAGCGGCCCAAGUCCAAGGAUGGAGAGCCCAUGGUCUACAGACUGAAGGACUGGCCUUCUGGAGAGGAGUUCAUGGCCCUCAUGCCCUCAAGAUAUGAUGACUUGAUGAAGAACCUGCCCCUGCCUGAGUACUCAGAUCCAGAGGGCAACCUCAACCUGGCCUCCCACCUACCGUCUUUCUUUGUCAGGCCAGAUCUUGGGCCAAGACUAUGCUGUGCCUACGGUGUAGCUGCGUCUCAGGACCAGGACUUUGGGACUGCCAACCUCCAUGUGGAAGUCUCAGAUGUCGUCUCUGUUCUGGUCUAUGUAGGAGUGGCCAAAGGCAAUGGAGUACUUUCCAAAACUGGAGUGUUAAAGCGUCUGGAGGAGGAGGAUCUAGAUGAGGGGGUUCGGAGGAGGCUCAAAGACUCCAGUGAGACACCGGGGGCGCUGUGGCACAUCUACCUCAAUAGAGACAUGGACAAUGUCCGAGAGUUCCUGAACAAGCUCUGUAAGGAGCAGGGACUGGACGUGUUGCUGGACCAGGACCCAGUCAGAGAGCAGGGCUUGUACCUGAGCAGGAAGCAGCGUCAGCGGCUGCUGGAUGAACAUGGAGUUCAGGGCUGGACUGUAGUUCAGUUUCUGGGAGACUCUGUACUUAUACCAGCAGGGGCCAUGCACCAGGUCCAGAAUCUCCACAGCUGUGUUCAGGUCAUUAAUGACUUUGUGUCUCCUGAGCAUGUGGCCAACUCCUUCCACCUGACCCAGGAGCUGCGGCCCACUAAAGAGGAAGUCAACUACGAGGAUAAACUACAGGUGAAGAACAUCCUGUACCACUGUGUGAAGGAGGCGGUGAGCUCCCUGAAGAGGGGCAGUUCCGAGGAAGACAAUGAGGAAGACAACUCAUGACACCCUGUCGGCCUUGUCGGCGCCCUCCAGAGAGGGACACAACUCCCAUCAGCACCUCCUCGUCCUCCCCACACCCAUCUCAUCCUCUUGUGGAGGACUGUGGGACGUGGGCACCUCGCUGUGUGAACUGUAUCACACAUCCAGGCGGCCAGUGAGAGGCGCCAUCAUCUCCUAAACCUUCAGUGCCAAGAGGAGACACACACAAGACCAGAGAGGCCACUGGACUGACAGGGAUUAAACCUCAACCACCACACUCCCUUUAUGUUACAUGGACUUAGAGCACAGGGAGGACAGAUGAAUUCUGGGAAACAGAGGGCAGCAUGUUGGUUGGGAGCCUUAUAAAAGCCACUAUGCUGGAGUGAAACAGCAAUACAAGCUUCCGCUGAAACUGAACUGCAGUGUGACUAACGGUGCAUCCUGUUUCGAGACUGUGCUGUAAGAUAAAGUUCACAGGUUUAAUGGCAUUGACGAUGGCUGCUCUGACUGUAAUCUGCUGUGGAUUAUGAAGGCCAGGAGGUUUAAUCCCUGUCUGUAGCAGCAGCCCACACAACGUCUCAGACCGAAGAUUUUGCUGAUCACGACAGCAUCACCAGCAGCAAGCAGCAUCAGGAUCAAAACUGUCAUCUCUGCUGUUUAAAAAAGUCACGAAAAAAAGAUUUGAGGGGAAAAAAUGCAAAACAUAAAUCUCAGAUGUUCUAGUCAGCAGACAGCGAGCUCUGCUGCUCCCUCAUUUGUUGUUUGUUCUGUAAUUUGUCUGUUCUUGUCCUUUUUUUCUAGUUCUAUCUGUCAGUUGCUGUUUUGUUCUUCAUAUUUUUUUUUAACAAAAGUUGUUUUAUUUCCUCUGUGAAGAUGUAUUUAUUUUAUAGCUCUAUGAUAUGCGAUGUUAUUGAGACAAAAAAGCAUUAAUGUAAAUGUGACUUGUACAGUUUCUUUUUUUCCUUUUGCUAUGUGAUUUUCAGUUGUAAUACGGCUCUACUGUGAUGGAGGACACACACACACACACAGCACACACACACACACACACACCACCAACACACGACACCCAGCUAAUGCCUGUAACUUUGGGAAAUGUUAAUGCUCUACAGUCCUCAUGCCAUAAAUACAUUUUUUGAAAAUGAACUGCCAAACUAUUGUAAAGACUGUGUAAAGUUGUAUUCUGUAAAGAAAGAACAAAAUGGCUUAUACACUUCAGCAUUUUAUGAAAAAAGUAUUUGCUGUAAAAUUGAGACAUUUACAAAAAAGAUGUAAUUUAUUUAAGAAAAGAAUGAAUUGUCUUGUUUUUUUGUUUUGUUAAGAUUUACUAUGGUGAACUUUUGAAGUUAAAAGAUGAAAUAAUGAAAAAGUUUACUAUAAUGUGUAAAUAUAUACAUAUAUACAUUCACUGAGGUAUUUUUUUAAAACAUGGCUUGCCUCAAUUUUAAAUUUUAAAGUGCAAGUGUUACAUGCGUUGUACAUUGAAAUUUAAAAGGGUUUUACAUUUUCCAUUAAAAUGGAUUUAUCAAAAGUU
Morone saxatilis (striped sea-bass) is the source of this 9437-nucleotide messenger RNA. It is a transcript of the gene jmjd1cb, whose product is annotated as jumonji domain containing 1Cb. Gene Ontology annotation, biological process: regulation of transcription by RNA polymerase II. The record is from RefSeq and is a predicted model, not a curated record. Gene Ontology annotation, cellular component: chromatin; histone deacetylase complex. NCBI's taxonomy places the organism in Eukaryota, Metazoa, Chordata, Actinopteri, Moronidae. Gene Ontology annotation, molecular function: histone H3K9 demethylase activity; chromatin DNA binding; transcription coregulator activity.